This is a messenger RNA of Medicago truncatula (barrel medic), 2394 nucleotides long. Its product is annotated as ATP-dependent zinc metalloprotease FTSH 4, mitochondrial. Gene Ontology annotation, biological process: proteolysis; protein import into chloroplast stroma. The transcript is spliced from 7 exons. Gene Ontology annotation, cellular component: chloroplast; membrane. Gene Ontology annotation, molecular function: ATP-dependent peptidase activity; ATP binding; ATP hydrolysis activity. Bases 1 to 2118 code for a protein of 705 amino acids. The record is from RefSeq and is a predicted model, not a curated record. NCBI's taxonomy places the organism in Eukaryota, Viridiplantae, Streptophyta, Magnoliopsida, Fabales, Fabaceae.
AUGGCUUGGAGGCAUUUGAUUACAAAGGUUGAAAGCCGUCAAUUAGAAUUCGGAAAGGUCAAAGAUUUAUUGAGUGGAAACCAUUUCUCACCUAAUAAGUUUCAAGGCUUUAAAAGGCAUAGGCUUUUCUUCUCCCAGGGGAGAUCCCAGUCCAGCUAUCUAGAAAAUUUGUCCCAACGACCACGUGAUUCAUCUGAAGCUGCGGCAGUCUCUUAUCUCAAAGAACUUUACCUUCGAAAUGAUCCUGAAGCCGUGAUUAGGGAAUUUGAGAGUCAUCCAUCCCUGCAUACAAAUUCAUCGGCACUUUCUCAAUAUGUUAAAGCAUUAGUAAAAGUUGAUAUGCUGGAUGAAAGUGAAUUACUAGAGACUUUGCAAAGAGGUAUUUCUAAUUCAGCGAGAAAGGAAGAAAAUAUUAUAGGUGGCCUCACUUCUCUGAGAAGUGCAGGAAAACCUACAAAAGAUGGAAUUCUUGGAACUGAAAAAACUCCUAUUCAUAUGGUCGCUGCAUCAUGUGGAAAUUUCAAAGAGCAGCUAUGGCGAACAAUUAGGACUCUUGCAGUGGGAUUCAUCUUGAUUUCUGGUGUCGGAGCUCUUAUUGAGGAUAAAGGAAUUAGUAAAGGACUUGGUAUGAAUGAAGAAGUGCGGCCCGUUUUGGAGACAAAUACUAAACUUAGCGAUGUGAAAGGUGUGGAUGAGGCAAAAGCUGAUCUUGAAGAAAUUGUUCAUUACCUAAGAGAUCCUAAGCGCUUUACUCGUCUUGGUGGCAAACUCCCAAAAGGUGUUUUGCUUGUUGGCCCGCCUGGCACUGGUAAAACAAUGCUGGCAAGAGCUAUUGCUGGAGAGGCUGGGGUUCCUUUCUUCUCAUGCAGUGGAAGUGAAUUUGAAGAGAUGUUUGUUGGUGUUGGUGCACGAAGGGUGCGAGAUCUUUUUGCUGCUGCAAAAAAGCGGUCUCCUUGUAUAAUCUUUAUUGAUGAGAUUGAUGCUAUUGGUGGAAAACGAAACGCAAAAGACCAAAUGUACAUGAAGAUGACUUUAAAUCAAAUGCUUGUUGAGUUAGAUGGAUUCAAACAAAAUGAAGGCAUAAUUGUGCUUGCUGCUACUAACUUACCUCAAUCACUAGAUAAGGCUUUGGUGAGACCUGGGCGAUUUGAUCGCCAUGUUGUUGUUCCCAAUCCAGAUGUAGAAGGACGGCGACAAAUUUUGGAAUCUCACAUGUCCAAGGUUCUGAAGGCGGAUGAUGUUGAUCCGAUGAUCAUUGCUCGGGGUACACCUGGUUUCUCCGGUGCUGACCUUGCAAACUUGGUUAAUGUUGCUGCCCUGAAGGCUGCAAUGGAUGGUGCCAAAGCCAUGAACAUGCAUGAUUUAGAGUUUGCACGAGACAAGAUUAUGAUGGGAAGUGAACGCAAGUCGGCUGUUAUAUCUGAGGAGUCAAGAAAGAUUACUGCUUUCCAUGAGGGUGGCCACGCCUUAGUGGCAAUUCAUACUGAUGGUGCAUUUCCUGUUCACAAGGCAACUAUUGUUCCUCGUGGGACGGCUCUUGGCAUGGUUUCUCAAUUGCCUGACAAGGAUCAGAACACUCAUUCCCGUAAACAGAUGCUUGCCGAGCUUGAUGUAUGCAUGGGAGGUCGGGUUGCUGAAGAGUUAAUUUUUGGAGAAAGUGAAGUUACUUCAGGUGCAUACUCAGAUCUUUCAAAUGCUACUUCUUUGGCCAGGGAAAUGGUUGCUGAAUAUGGUAUGAGUACUGAAGUUGGACCCGUCACUCACAAUUACUACGAUGAUGGGAGAAGUAUGAGCUCAGAAACUAGACUGCUUAUUGAGAAAGAAGUGAAGAACUUGCUUGAGAGAGCUUACAACAAUGCAAAAUUUAUUCUAACCACCCAUGACAAGGAGCUUCAUGCACUUGCAAAUGCUCUUCUGGAGCAUGAGACACUUACAGGAAGUCAGAUAAAGGAAUUACUUGCAAAGGUCAAAUCCCAGCAGCAACAGCCGCAAUCAUGUGUAGUCGAAACUCAGGGAAGUUCACGCUCAAACCCUGCAUCUUCUGCGGCUGCAGUGGCCGCUGCAGCUGCCGCUUCUGCUGCUACAAAGGCUCAAGGAGUUUCCCCAGUAGGAUCUUAGCGCAGAAGACUGGAGACACAUGCUGCUAAUUAAUCACUACCAAUUAGUAUGUGAAAAGAGUAAUUUAUUCAAUGUUUUUGUAGUUCCAAUUCAGUCCAUGGAACUUAACUCGUGUAUUCAAGGUCAAGUUGACUCCGUAUUUUAGUGAGUUGAAAUAUCUUGUAGGAGUUUCCAUUGAUUUGUUUUAAUAACUAUCUUGUUACUAUUAUAUAGGAUUUUCAUUCGUCAAAACUGUAAUCCAUAUAUUAUCUUCAAAUUAUUCCCUUACCUUCUUUA